AGAAGGUGAAUUGAGUUAAAGCGGAGAACAUGGCUGUUAGUUUUCUGUCCAGAGGUGUCGGUUUGUUCCAGCUCAGCAGGAGAACAACGACGCUGCUGUCCGGUGCUCGGUGUUACUCUCAAACCGAACCGGAGCCGCUGACGGUGAAACAGCAACACGACGGAAUAAGGAGAAUAAUACUGAACAACCCGAGGAAGAGGAACGCUCUGUCUCUGUCCAUGCUGGAGUCGCUCAGAGAGAACAUCCUGACUGACGCCAACAGCGACGAGCUCAGAGUCAUCAUCAUAUCAGCCAAAGGUCCGGUGUUCUCCUCCGGACACGACCUGAAGGAGCUGACGUCAGCUCAGGGCCGCGACUAUCACACCAAGGUGUUCCUCACCUGUGCAGAGGUGAUGACUCUCGUACAGGACAUACCUGUUCCUGUCAUCGCUAUGGUCAACGGCGUUGCCACGGCGGCAGGUUGCCAGCUGGUUGCCAGUUGUGACAUUGCCGUGGCGACGGAGAAGUCCACAUUCGCCACCCCGGGUGUCAACGUGGGUUUGUUCUGCUCGACGCCGGCGGUGGCCAUCGGCCGGGCGGUGCCGAGGAAGGUCGCCAUGGAGAUGUUGUUCACAGGCACUCCCAUCUCGGCCCAUGAUGCUUUGCUGCACGGCCUGGUCAGUAAGGUGGUGCCGGAGGAGCGACUGGAGGAGGAAACUUUAUCCAUCGCAAAGAGAAUUUGUGAGGCCAGCCGACCGGUCGUAGCCCUCGGAAAGGCCACCUUCCAGAGACAAAUGGCUCAGGGUCGGGACGCAGCGUACGCCACCACCUCCAGGGUGAUGGUGGACAACCUGGCUCUGCGAGACGGCCAGGAGGGCAUCCAGGCCUUCAUCGAGAAGCGCAAACCGGUGUGGAGCCACAAGGCAGAGAAAGCCCACGACUGAUGGACUGUUGGAGGGGCCUUCAUCACAAUCUGCAAUAAUCUAGUGAAUGUCCCGAUUGGUGCACAUGAUUUUCAGUCACCGGUGUGGAGAAAUUCACACCAAACCCUGGUCUGUGAUUGGGCUACGCUGCUGGUAUAAUGUGUAAUUGCAAUAUACAACAUCACCCGGAUGGAAAUCAUCUUCCACAAGGAUUUCCUCCUGUUUGCUGAGAAGUAGCUGAACCGCCGUGUGCCUUAAAAGCUUCAGUUUCGUAAUAAGAAGGGAAAACCCUGAGUAAUAGACUCAUGAAGCUACAGAACUCUGCUGUUUGUCUGAUCUCGCAUUAAUUAGAGUCACAAGUCGGAGAGAGCUGGAUGUUGGAAAAGUCCUGUUUAUGUUCUGCUUUGUUGUUUGAACAAAAAAGUCACACACAUAUAUAUAUGUACAGGAAGAAGAAGCUAAAAAGUUCAGUUUUAAGGUGGAGGACUGCAGGUAACGUGACAGAACAUCGAGGAUCUAAACCGGUUUUCUUUUGUAUUCUGGUCAUUUUGAAUCGAUUUGGCUCAGAUGCUGUUUUCAAAUAACGAAAAACCCUCAACAUAAAGCUGUAAUUUCAUAAUUUCUAGGUUCUAAAGGUUCCCAGGAUUACAAAGAACCAUAAAUACCAAUUAAAUAAAGACUGCACU
Stegastes partitus (bicolor damselfish) is the source of this 1588-nucleotide messenger RNA. RefSeq names its product enoyl CoA hydratase domain containing 3 (gene echdc3). Gene Ontology annotation, molecular function: hydro-lyase activity. The record is from RefSeq and is a predicted model, not a curated record. Bases 30 to 923 code for a protein of 297 amino acids. The transcript has 6 exons. Gene Ontology annotation, cellular component: mitochondrion. Lineage: Eukaryota; Metazoa; Chordata; Actinopteri; Pomacentridae.